UUGACUUCCACUGUACUUUUUAAAGAUGGCUGCCUUUGUUUACCACCGCUGAUGCUGACUGCUUCGAGCGGGCCAAACACAGUCUCAAAUUGAAGAAGGUUAUGUCGAAUUUUUUACCCGAGUUGGAACAACUUAAGUGAUUCAAGCUGGAGUCGACGUGCAAAAUGAACUCCACCAGCCUGUAUGUUUCGACGUGCCGCGUGGUUCUCCAGGCGGACAGCGAAGAUCCAUCCAGCUGGGGAGACCUUUACCGGCUGGUGCCCUAUCUAAGACAAAGUCUGUCCUGUACUGUCUGCGGGAAUUUACUGAUUGAACCUUUCACACCCACGGACACGAACUGUCAGCACCAUGUCUGCAAGGGCUGUCAAGGAGGAAAAAAGAAAUUGAAACCCUCCUGCGGCUGGUGUAAAAACUAUGAAAAAUACGUUGAAAACGUUCAAUUGCGGAUUCUUCUGCAGUGCUAUAAAAAACUGUGCGAGUACAUAACAAGCACAUCGAUAUACCGAAAAAUUGCAUCCGCCAUCCCCACCAAUGGAGGCAGUUUAGUUGAUUUAAUCAACGAAGGUGCAGGUUUCAAGGACGACUACAAGAGUACAGCUGGCCUUUCAAAGUCUGCAUACAGCAUCUUACCAUGCGUGUACACAAGCAGUUCGACGCAGACCUCUGGGGCGAUAGCAACGACACCCUCUGCCACAGCAGCCGUUUCUACUGCGGCGUCCACCAAAGUGGACACUCCUCCCCCCAUUAAAACCGUCUCGAACGGCCAGUCGCUGUACUCAGUCAUGUACGCCAGCGGUAACAAGAUCACCAUCAAACGAAAGGCGAGCGGCGAGCAAAUUUUGCAGACAGCGCCAGCCGCGGCGACUACAGUGCUGCAGCCUGCCACCACCGCGGCAGCCACUGUCGCACAGACGCCCAUGACGGUGGCCACUGCGCCGGUUGAGGUGACUGAGAACGAGUUCAAGAAGCCCAAACAAGUCAGCGUGGUGAAAUCGCCCAAACCGAAAACUAAGAAGAAAGGCUGCCGCUGUGGAAAUGCAACAGCAACACCAGGGAAGCUGACAUGUUGCGGGCAGCGAUGUCCGUGCUAUGUGGAAGCUAAAGCUUGUGUCGAAUGCCGAUGCAGAGGUUGCCGCAACCCUCAUCGUCCAGGAGGCAAAAAGGUGCGGCCACACAUUCCCGAGCUCCAUUCGAUCCAGAUUCACCUUCCGACACAGACGACUGGCCAGACAACAGCGGGUGCAGCUGUCAGCGUGGCCCAGCAGUUGACGGCCACGACGCAUCACUUGCACAACACAAGUGGCGGCAUGAUGAUCACAGCGAGCCCCAGCCGACAGCUGCACCAAAUCGUGGCCACCAGCGUCGGCCACACGUCGACCAUACUGGAGGCGAAGAAUCUGCAGGGCCAGCAAAUCUUAGGCGUGCACCCGCAGCUGGUAUACGCACCCUCGUCCACUCUCAACCUGCAAAACGUGUCGAGUGUGUUGCCAGCAGCCUUGUUAGUGGGGGACGAGAAGUCUCCGUCGAACUCUGAUUCAGAGACUGAGGACAGCGACGUGGACGUUGAUGUGUGACCUGAACUAAUUAUGUGAACAUGUUUGGGGAGCGAAUGGGACUUCAUGACAUCAUCCCUCGUUUUCAUCAGUCGGUUGGGUACUUCAACCGCGUCAAAUGUGUACAUUUUGGCAGUUUUUUCGCCUUAAUUUGAAAUCGCAAUUAGUUCCGACACUUAAUAUGACUUCUUAAGUCAAGGAAUUGUGUAAACUGUAUUCAGCUUUAAUUUACUUAGUGAAAAAUCGGUAUAUAUGAUGUGGAAGAUUUAUAUAUUACUUUAAAAGAACAUGCUGUUCUCUAAAAAUAAAUUAAUCCAUAAUAUAUGCUUCAAGAGCAAAAGUAUGUUUGAAAUCGCGUGCACAUAAUUUUGGUAUUUGCUGUUUUGAAAACUAAUUUGCGUGGUUUCAAAAAAAAUCUUGAUGAGAAAUAACUAAUUAGAGGAAUUUGGUCUAAUGAAAAUUUGAUUUAACGUCUUCCAACUUGUAAGCGAGUUUUCUUUUUCAAAUUCAUUUGCACUUGAAUGCAUGAUGGAUAACAUAAUUUCAUCUCCACCGGUCCUUUUCCUUAUUUGCUUAACAUUUUGUCUGGAAGUAGAAUAGGCUCAGGUUCCAUUAUAUCACGCCAGUUGGGGUUCUUGUUUAAGCGCUGACAAUUUUAGUGGAAAUGUUGGAAAGAUCAUUGCAGAGUACAAGACUUUCAGCAUUCCGAUGUCACACGAUUUUCAGUAUUGGCUACAAUUGCAGGCACGAUCUCUAGUCAUUUUUUAAUAUCAUCUUCUCUAUAUUUUUGUAAUUACUUGGUAACUUUUAGUUCUUACUGACAUUGAAAAUGCUCUUGUAUUCAUUGCUUGUGUAGAUUGGAAAACUUUUGUUAGCAAAGUAUAUCUUUGCCAUUACUUGUGGAUAUCACAUAGAAUGAUUGAAUAAAUGAUUAGAUCUUAAAAUAA
Molecule: messenger RNA, 2500 nt
Organism: Cloeon dipterum
Lineage: Eukaryota; Metazoa; Arthropoda; Insecta; Ephemeroptera; Baetidae
Gene: msl-2
Product: male-specific lethal 2
Exons: 5
Coding region: 165-1574 (469 amino acids)
Biological process (GO): protein ubiquitination
Cellular component (GO): MSL complex
Molecular function (GO): ubiquitin protein ligase activity
Source: RefSeq, a predicted model, not a curated record